ACCGGACCCUCGCUCAGCUCACAGAGAACGCAGAACAUGCAGGCAGAGGAGUACACGCGCAGAGGUAAGGAGCUGGUGGAUUAUAUUGGUCAGUAUCUGACAGAAAUCCGCUCCAGACGUGUGCUCCCUGAUGUCCAGCCAGGAUUUUUGCGCACCCUGCUGCCCUCCUCUGCUCCCUGCGAGCCAGAACCAUGGGAGAACAUCCUGCAGGAUGUGGAGAACAUCAUCAUGCCCGGGGUGGUGCACUGGCAGAGUCCCCACAUGCACGCAUAUUUCCCUGCACUGAACUCAUGGCCGUCUCUGCUGGGCGACAUGCUGGCUGAUGCCAUCAAUUGCCUUGGCUUCACCUGGGCUUCAAGUCCUGCCUGUACAGAGUUGGAGAUGUGUGUUAUGGACUGGCUGUGUAAAGCUCUUGGGUUACCAGAUCAUUUUCUGCACCACCACCCAGACAGCCGUGGAGGAGGAAUCCUGCAGAGUACGGUCAGUGAGUGUACGCUGGUUGCACUGCUGGCUGCCCGUAAAGAUAAAAUCCUGCAGAUGAAAAGCAGCGACUCUACAGAGAUGCUCAGCGACUCGCUCACAGACACAGACGAGUCCAUCCUGAACUCCAGACUCAUUGCCUACGCGUCUGACCAGGCUCACUCCUCAGUGGAGAAGGCUGGUCUGAUCUCUCUGGUGAAGAUCCGUUUCCUGGAGACGGAUGAGAAGUUCUCUCUGAGAGGAGAAACGCUGCAGAGAGCCAUCCAGGAGGACCGGAGGAGAGGACUGCUGCCCGUCAUGUUGUGUGCUACUCUGGGCUCUACAGGUGUGUGUUCGUUCGACUGUCUGGCUGAGCUGGGACCCAUCUGUGCUCGUGAGGGUCUCUGGCUGCAUGUGGACGCAGCAUAUGCAGGCUCUGCCCUCCUCUGCCCCGAACUGAGGUACUUCUUGUCUGGAAUGGAGUUUGCUGACUCAUUCGUCUUCAAUCCAUCAAAGUGGAUGAUGGUUCACUUCGACUGUACUGCAUUCUGGGUGAAGGAUAAGUUUAAACUGCAGCAGACGUUCAGUGUGGAUCCUCUGUACCUCAGACACGACAACUCAGGGGCUACAGACUUUAUGCACUGGCAGAUUCCUCUCAGUCGUCGUUUCCGCUCAUUAAAGCUGUGGUUUGUGAUGCGCUCGUUUGGUCUGAAUAACCUUCAGGCUCACAUCAGACACGGGGUGGAGAUGGCCAAACUGUUCGAGUCUCUGGUCAGAAGUGACUCCAACUUUCAGAUUCCAGCAGAAAGACACCUGGGACUGGUGGUCUUCUGCCUCGUGGGUGGAAACGCGCUGACCCAGGAGCUCCUGAGGAGGCUAACGCAGUCGGGCACCAUGUUCCUGAUCCCGGCCGCGGUGGGCACCAAACUCAUUAUCCGCUUCACCGUGACAUCCCAGUUCACCCAGCCCGAGGACAUCCACAGGGACUGGAGCAUCAUCCAGCGCACGGCCGCCGAGCUGAUGAAGCCCGGGUUCGGCACCCGCCCGCUCUCCCUCAGCCUCAGCACCGACACCGAAGCCUCUGAGGAUGAACAGGAGACCCUGUGGCAGGAGCAGGAGGCGGAGAAGCUGGGCGACCGCCUGACCGAGGGCAGGAUGAGGCUGGAGCCCAUGAUCGAUAAGCACUUGGUGCGUCAGGGCCAGAGACGAGCCACACGCUCCAUGAGCUGCAGCGCAGAACUCCCGCCCACCAGACCAGACUCCACCCUCAACCUGAGGGAAGCCCCGCCCCCUGGAGCCCUGGCACAGAUCCCGGAGAGUCCGGUGCCCACCGAGGGCCGCAGAGGGCAGAAACGGCUGCUGAAGUUCCAUAGCGUGCCCAGCCUGUGGCAGUGUGCCAUGCAGCAGAUGUACAGGCCGCUACACUGGAGCACCAGCAGAGCCAGCUACUUCACCUGCUGCACGCUGACGCAGAAAUAACGGCAGAACAUCUGCUGUACACGACGUUCCCUUUUAGCCCAGAUCUAGCUGACCGGCCGAGACAUAUCUGGAGCCCAAAUUUUGUGUCUUUAGUUUGGCGCUGGAGCUACGAGGCUUUGAUAGCUAUAGUGUUCAUAGGCAGGGGGGGUAGAGUUAAAGGGGUCCUCCUACUGACCCCUGAGCCACAUAAACCAUUUGCAAUCACCACACAGUCAAAUCUGAUACUCCAGGGCUCCCACUACAGCCCUAUUCCUCCAGAAUGAGAAACUGAUAAACAAUAUUUAAAUAUAUUCCAGGCAAUGUUAAACCUGUAACUACAGCGGAUCCCUUUUUGGUCCUAUAUAGAACCCUUUUCGAAAAGGUCCUGUAUAGAACCCUAUGAAACAGGUUUUCUCCGUCAGGUAAUUGUUAAACUUCCCACGGUGAAUCGUCAACCAGAUUAACACCAAAUUAGACCAAUUCCACCGGCCUUCCCGUCAAGAUUAUGAAGAUUAAGAUUCCCUUAUUAGUCCCACAACGGGGAAAUUUCACCUCCGCAUUUAACCCAUCCAUGAAGUAAACCACCACAUACACUCUAGUGAGCACACACACACUAGGGGGC
This is a messenger RNA of Pygocentrus nattereri (red-bellied piranha), 2539 nucleotides long. It is a transcript of the gene hdc, whose product is annotated as histidine decarboxylase. The transcript has 12 exons. Gene Ontology annotation, biological process: L-histidine catabolic process; histamine biosynthetic process. Gene Ontology annotation, molecular function: pyridoxal phosphate binding; histidine decarboxylase activity. The record is from RefSeq and is a predicted model, not a curated record. Bases 37 to 1938 code for a protein of 633 amino acids. Lineage: Eukaryota; Metazoa; Chordata; Actinopteri; Characiformes; Serrasalmidae.